Vollenhovia emeryi is the source of this 1233-nucleotide messenger RNA. RefSeq lists its product as uncharacterized. The record is from RefSeq and is a predicted model, not a curated record. Bases 1 to 1233 code for a protein of 410 amino acids. The transcript has a single exon. Lineage: Eukaryota; Metazoa; Arthropoda; Insecta; Hymenoptera; Formicidae.
AUGCCUCUUAUGGUUUUUGAAAGAGAGAAAUCGUGGAGUCCACAGGACGUAACAGAGGAUAACCGGGAGGAAGCGAUGGAGGGCAUAAGGCAGGUGAUGGAGGGAAUCUCCAUCUCUGCUAUUACAAACGAGAAGGAUGCAGCCUCCAUGCGCAAAAAACUUGAGGAUGUAAUCCUCGGGUGUCAAAGAGCUAUGUUCAGACUUCCAGAUCAGCGGAAGAACAAGGACAAGAAAGAGGAAGGAAAGUCCCACCCAGAGGAGAGGAAAGCUGACGACCGCGAUGUCUCCCGACAAACCCGUUCCGACAGGAAGAAGAGAGGAAAGUCAGGGAACAGAGCGGAAGAAGCUAAGGGAGCUCCAACCAAGCCCGACAAUAAGGAGGAGAUGCCGAAGCCGCAAAGGGUGCCGAGGCAAGCGCAGACGAAGACGCUGCAGAAGAAGGAGCAACCGAGGGAGAAGCAAGAGACUCCCUUGCAGCGUAGAGGCACCUACGCGGAAGCCGCAAAGAAGCCGGCGAAGAGGGUGCAACCUGCGGAUGGGAAAAGCGCACCCCAAAAAUCCAAAGGAAGCAACGAGGGGAAGAACGCUCCCAUGAAAAAGGAAGCUGCGACCCAACCAGCGACGGACAAAGGGAGGGGCUCAGAUCAGCGGAAGCGAAGGACUCCGAGAAGCGAGGCGGUGUCCAUUAUGUUCCCUGCGGGAGAAUUCGCGCAGGGAAUGAGGGACAUUCAGUCCAAGAUCAACUUGGACGAAUUGGGGAUUGGCCCCCUCAAACAAAGGAAGGCCCUAACCGGGGCCCUAAUCCUAGAGGUGGCAGGGGACAAGAAAAUGGAGAAGGCGAACCUGCUUGCCGAGCACAUUCGCAAGGCGGUAGGGAACAAGGAGGGAGUAAGAGUCACGAGACCGUCCAAGAUGGGAGAGAUCCGCAUCAAAGAUUUGAACGAGUUAGUGACUCAAGCGGAACUCCAGGAGGUGGUAGCCAAAGUCGGAGAGUGCGACGGGGCGGAGAUAAAGGUAGGCCAGUUGAAGUCGGCCCCCGGGGGUAUGGUCACAGUGUGGGUGCAAUGCUGCCCACUGGCUGUGGCCAAAAGGAUGGCCGAAAAGAGGAGGGAUAAAGGUGGGAUGGGCGUCGGCAAGGGUAGAAUUGCUCGACGCCCGCCCACUCGUGUGCUUCCGCUGCCUAGAGCGGGGGCACGUGAGGCAGCAGUGCCGAAAUCCCGUCGAUCGAAGUAA